This is a messenger RNA of Schistosoma mattheei, 1200 nucleotides long. The record is from the annotation of a GenBank genome assembly. Lineage: Eukaryota; Metazoa; Platyhelminthes; Trematoda; Strigeidida; Schistosomatidae.
AUGAUUGAUGAUGAGUCAACUAAUAAACGUGUAAAACAAUCCUCAUUGACAAACCGUUCUAAUACAUUAGCAAAAAAGAAAUAUAAUAACAAUAAAAACACAAAUAUACACAACAAAUCAAUAAUUACUAAUCAACCAUCUAAUAAGAAACCAAAACCUACCGCUUCAUCUUCACAUGAAAAUAAAAUGUCAGAUAAUCAAGACGCAGAUUAUAGCGGUAGUUAUGAAGGUGUUUCAAAUUCGAAUUCUUCUCAUUCUCAGUCGUCUGGAGCGUCAAGUUUAGAACCAGAUUCAACAUUAUCUGAAAGUUUAUCCCCUACAAAACAUCAUUAUACUUUUAAACAUUCCAUAUCAGAUCAGAAAGAUACACCUAAUAAUAAUAGUAGUAACAGUAUACAUAACCAAUCGUCUAAAGUGUUCAUCAUUCCUGAAAUGUGUUGUUCACCACGAUAUACAUCGCCUAGUGAAAUAAAGAAUUCUUCAAAUUCAUCUGUUGUAUUUAAAGAUUCCAAUUCUAUAUCAUCCACUUCUAUGCAUACUUGUUCGAGUAGUCCAGUUUGCACAGUCAAUUCAUGUAAUAUUGUUCUGUCAGAUGUACGAUUAUCAUCCCCUCUUCAAGCUACAUCAUCUUUCAAUUCCAUUAAUAAUAGUAAUAAUAAUAAUAGUAAUAGUAAUAUUAACAUCCCUAGUGUUCAUGUCAAUAGUUCAACUUCUUUUACACCUUGUCAUUCAGCGAAUCUUAAUUCAAUUACAUUUUCACCACCUAUUAGUGGUCAUAAUUUUAACAAAAAAUCUCAUCUAAUUCCAAUAACUACCCAAUUUAUUGAAUCACAUCUACCAUCACCUUCAAAUUAUACAAUUGGAAAAAAUCAUACUAGUGGAUUAUUUAAUCAUAAUAAUCAAACAUUUACAUCAAAUAUUUAUAAUCCAAAUCGUUCAUUAAUGAAUAUUAGGCCUAGUUUAUUAACUGUUCCACAGAAACCAUCUCUUCAGGUACGUUUUGCACCUCCUAUUCGUGUAAACCCAUAUAGUAAUAAUAAUAGUAAUACUAUUAGUACUACUAAUAGUAAUAAAAGAAUAUUGUUUAAUUCAUCAUUAGGAAGUCCAAUUUUCAAUCAUUCAAAUGUAAAUCAAAGUUCUACAAUUGAUAGUAUUGUAUCACCAAAUCUAUUACGUAAACAAUAUUAUUAUUAUGAAUAA